AUGGUUAUGCUGAAAAACAUAAUUUUAGGUGGUUGCCAUGAUUGUCUCUGCACCUCCUCCUCAGAGGCUCAAAAGGAGACCAGCGCCAACGACGACAGCAUCGUUUUCACCAGGAUCCUGGACGGGCUCCUCGACGGUUAUGAUAACAGGCUGCGACCGGGCCUGGGAGAGAAUGUCACAGAAAUCAAGACGAAUAUUUUCGUUACCAGCUUUGGCCCGGUUUCCGACACAGAGAUGGAAUAUACCAUGGACGUGUUCUUCCGUCAAAGCUGGAAAGACGAACGUCUGUGCUUCAAAGGGCCCAUGGGGAAGUUAUCCUUAAAUAACCUCCUGGCAAGCAACAUCUGGACCCCUGACACAUUCUUUCUUAAUGGCAAGAAGUCAAUUGCCCACAACAUGACCACGCCCAACAAGCUGCUGAGGCUGCAGGACGACGGCACAUUACUUUAUACCAUGAGGUUGACUAUAUCAGCAGAAUGCCCCAUGCAGCUGGAGGAUUUCCCCAUGGAUGCACAUGCCUGCCCUCUCAAGUUUGGCAGCUAUGCCUAUCCUGUGUCAGAGGUCGUGUAUACCUGGACUCAGGGAGCGGCUAAAUCCGUGGUUGUGGCGGAGGAUGGUUCCAGACUAAACCAGUACCAUCUUAUUGGGCAGACUGCUGGUACAGAGGAUAUACACACAAGCAGAGGACAGUAUACCGUGAUGAUGGCCCACUUCUACCUGAAGAGGAAGAUUGGAUAUUUUGUCAUCCAGACAUAUAUGCCCUGUUUCAUGACAGUAAUCCUGUCCCAAGUGUCAUUUUGGCUAAAUCGAGAAUCAGUUCCUGCACGGACCGUCUUCGGGGUAACCACUGUUCUGACCAUGACGACCCUCAGCAUCAGUGCCAGGAACUCCCUCCCAAAGGUGGCCUAUGCUACAGCCAUGGACUGGUUCAUUGCUGUCUGCUACGCUUUUGUCUUCUCUGCCCUCAUUGAGUUUGCCACAGUAAACUACUUCACCAAGAGGAGUUGGGCUUGGGAUGGCAAGAAAGCCCUUGAAGCACAGCACCCGAAGAAACGUGACCACAUGGUGCUGUCAAAAAAGCCAAACAAUGUUUGCUCUGCGGGCGUCAAUUACACCCCUAACCUCACCAAGGAUGUCUCCAUCGCCACAAUCUCCAACACGACAUCGGUGCAGCUCCGAGCCUCUGAGACCAAGAUGGUGGACCCCAAGAAGACUUACAACAGCGUCAGCAAGAUUGACAAGAUGUCGCGGAUAGUGUUUCCCAUCCUCUUUGGAACCUUCAAUCUUGUCUACUGGGCCACCUACCUGAACAGAGAACCGGUGGUCAAAGGUGUCGUCACAUCCACAUAAUCCACCUUUUGUUUUCAGUCCUGAGAGAGAACGUAGUACGUGAGGGAGGAAGUUUUAGGACGUUUUCGUGGGUGGGUGCACAAAAAGGAGGUUUUUUUUUACUGCAGACCAAAUACAGAAAGAAAAAUUAAUAGAUAUUUGUUCUUGACUAACAAAAACAGCAAACUUACUAUUAUUCAGGCACUUUGAAUGGAUGCAAUCUCUUUCUUGAUAUUCGUGGCCAACCGAGUGCUUCGAAGAUUUGCUGAAUGUGAAAGCAGCUGCUUUGCUUCUUCUCAUCUACCCUGCUGCAGUUUGCAUGAUGCGCUCGGCAAAGGAAGCCACAGCCACUCUUUGUCUUAAACGCAGACCACGUAUUUGUCAAUGACUGCUUUAAAGUCUGUCACCACACUUCAGCACUAUUACUUGACAAGCGGUUUUUAAAUUUGCAUAAUGUAGGCAUUUUGAAGAAAAUUUAAAUGCAUUGUAUUCUUAUCAAUGGCCUGAAAUGCACUGAGCUAAUGUGAUGACAAAUGUGCAAUAUGACAUGCAUUUGAAUCUUAAAAAUAUCUAACUCCCUCCCUCUUGAAAGUAGUGCUGCAAGUGCAUUAAUAAUUCAGUUUUACGUCUCUCUCCUUUUUUUUUCUUUUUUUGCUAGCAGCUUAUGCUCUUUGUGCAUCUUUAC
Messenger RNA from Thalassophryne amazonica, 2014 nucleotides. RefSeq names its product gamma-aminobutyric acid receptor subunit alpha-5-like. Gene Ontology annotation, molecular function: transmitter-gated monoatomic ion channel activity involved in regulation of postsynaptic membrane potential; inhibitory extracellular ligand-gated monoatomic ion channel activity; GABA-A receptor activity. The record is from RefSeq and is a predicted model, not a curated record. Gene Ontology annotation, cellular component: dendrite membrane; postsynapse; neuron projection. NCBI's taxonomy places the organism in Eukaryota, Metazoa, Chordata, Actinopteri, Batrachoidiformes, Batrachoididae. The transcript has 10 exons. Gene Ontology annotation, biological process: nervous system process; gamma-aminobutyric acid signaling pathway; synaptic transmission, GABAergic. Bases 1 to 1350 code for a protein of 449 amino acids.